Molecule: messenger RNA, 300 nt
Organism: Rhizopus microsporus ATCC 52813
Lineage: Eukaryota; Fungi; Mucoromycota; Mucoromycetes; Mucorales; Rhizopodaceae
Exons: 1
Coding region: 1-300 (99 amino acids)
Source: RefSeq, a predicted model, not a curated record
AUGGCUGCUGCUCGCACCUUCAGUGCCUGCUCCGCCAAUCAUGGCUACAAAUUCCUUUGCCUGCCUCUACAUCACCGUCUUCCUAUAGGUCAACUACAUUCUCGUAUGCGACAACUGAAUAUUAACACCAGCCAUAUCCUCAACAUCCAUUACCCCAACCGCCAUCUUGUUGCCCUCGUAAUCCAUAAUGAUUACGAAAUUGAGCUCCGUUUACUAUUAAAGAAAUUUGGGAUUCCCGUUCAGGAUGAUUACGAUCUUUUAGGCCCCUCAAACCUUCGUAAUCCUAACUAUGACAACUAG